AUGGCCGACGCGAAAAACCUUUCCGCUUACGACGCCAUCCGCGACACCUACGCCACUUUCGGCCUUUUCCUCUUGUUCGCGGCGACCACGUACACUGCCACGACUGUCGCCAGUAUCGACGGCGUGGUCCAUCACGGGUACCACGACGGCAACAGCAUGCGUCGGUCCUCGGUACCACUGGUCGUCUCCAUUACCCGCGGGGAAGAAUGCCUGUCCACCAUUCUCGACAAUGCCGGAGGCUGUUACGACCCGGGGUUCCUGGCUGACCCGCGAGGUGGCGCCGGUCUAGUUUAUCGGGCACCCUGCGCCACUCGCCUGCGUCGCAUGUACCGACACAAUACAGCGCCAUCUGCAUCAGCAGCAGUGGUGCAUCACGAUCGCAGGAUGUUGAGACAUGACAAUAUUUCAUCAGCAGGAGGAGCAGGAGGGAUGCUGGACAACACAGGUGCUAACUACACGUGCGCGCCCGAGUCGUGCAGUCGAGCAGUGCUCGACAACCUCACCAAGGCCUUUGCUCAGUGCGUCUUCAACAACAUCGCCAAUUGCUGCUCCUGCAUUUUCCACGCCUCGCAGCCCCGCAACUGCACGCCGGAAGAAAUCGCAUUCGCUGCAUCAGCAGGAGGCGUUAAAACAGCACCACCACCGACGACGACAACUACGACAGGGUCGAGAACACCAUCAGUCCAACGACAGACGGCAGUCAUGCAAGGGACAGAGACAGCGCCAGGAGCAGUAGCGGCAGCAGCAGCAGCAGCAGUGAUACAAGGUCCAGAAGCAGAGGCGUCUCUUUGGCAUCCGCCACCCCUCAGCAACGGCCAACGCAAAUUCCCAGCUGCGCCUGUUCAGUCGCCCGUGGAUUCCGCACUGGGCGUCAUGGCGGCCUCUGGUGCUGCGGAGUACCAGGCUCCGUCGACACCAGCGACAUCUCUGAAUUGCGUCAAGGCGGAAGGCCCGGCUGUGGGUAUGAUCGGAGACUCGGCAUCCGUGUUUCGGGACGAUGAUGCCCUGAUGAAUAACAGCACUGAUGUCAAUGCAACUGUUGUGAAUUUAUCAAAGAGCGAGAAAUCCAAGUAUAGCAGCAGUCAAACGUCAGCAGACAAUAACAAGCACGCGGAGUUAUUGAAGAAGAAUCACUUGAUGUCGUCGAAACACGGGAAAGAGGUUGCGAGCGACACCUCGAGGAAUCAUGCGAAGUUGGACACAAUGUCCUCUGGCAAGCAUUCGCACGAUGACCUGAUGUCCAAGUAUUCUGAAUUCGCUGCUAAAUUCGCAGAGGAGAACGGAGACAUUUCAGGGACAACAGACAAUAAUAGCAGCUCUUCAACGACAUCAACCCAAAAUAUAGAAACAACGAUUGCCUCCGACUUCCUGCAAUAUGAUUCAAAAAUGUCCAACUACCCUUUCUUCUUGGAUAAUCCCAUCCCGAAGAUGAUCCCAGGCAGCAACAAAACCUCCAACUCUUCCACCUCCAUGACUUUCACCACCAAGAAUAAUCACGACAUAACCAAAAAUAACAUGCAUGGUUACCCCCUGAAAUCUGCUGGAUUUUUUCCUCAGAAGCAACAUCAAGGUCAACUUCAUGGAGCCACAAAGAACACCAUCCCUGGGGCUAAUUUCCUGCCCUUGACAAACGGCGGCGCGAAAAAUCUGGAUGACCUGAAAAAGACUGUUGGUCAACAACAGUUGCCAAUGGUCCUGUUGAGGCUGAUGAUGGCCAAAGUUCCCGUCGAAAGGAAUGAGAGGAAUGAUGAUGAAAAACGGCCACAUUGAAAAGAGGGCGCAGAUAUUCAUAAUAUAUAUAUAUUUGCGGAAAAACACAUUUGUCCUCUGUUGUCCAAAGAAAUGCAAGCUUGAAGAAUUGGGAUUGAUGCAUUAAACUUGGGAGCCGAAAUAAAAUUUCAUGAUGAUCCUCCAA
Molecule: messenger RNA, 1915 nt
Organism: Notodromas monacha
Lineage: Eukaryota; Metazoa; Arthropoda; Ostracoda; Podocopida; Cyprididae
Source: the annotation of a GenBank genome assembly